AUGGUUAAGUGGCUUCAAGAAGCAGCCUACCAGCUUUCGGGUAGCAAUAACGAGUACCGGCCGUGUACGUUGUACAAGAUUUUCCUAGAUCGCGACGACAAGAAGAUCCCAGGUGUGGUUCUAUUCAAAGCAGGUGAGCAUUAUCCGCUCAUGGCCGUCGGAGUGGGCUUUGCGGAACCUCUGGACAAGUUGUUUUACGACGCUGAGAGGAUCAUGAAAGGAUCCUGGGGUCGAACUGCUCUCGUCAUUAUCGUAAAGGUGUCGGGGAGUAAACAACAUACGAAGGACGAGUCACCCUGGGGUCUAGCAUCAGACCACGCAACUCUUCACAAACUAUACUUAGACAAUAAACUGGACUUGAAGAUCGAAGCUUACUACGACAAGAAAGGCCUCAAUAUUAUUAGUGACUUAGAGGCAAAGUACAAUUGCAAAUCCGUCGAAGCCACCUCCGAUAAGUCACCAGCUAUCACAAUUAAUGGGAGGUCGUUUGAUCUGCCCAUCAAAGACCUUCAUGAGGCGCUCCGAAAGGGAAAAGCAGACGAGAAGACUAGGCGCAUUUAUCGUAUGAUCCAGAGGAUAGGAGCUAUGGCUAAAGAGUCUUAGGCGUCUGGAUUGGAUUCUUCUCCUCAUCUUAUUCACAUCAUUUUUCUUUCCCACGUGUUGGCCGCAUGUUCUGCACUAUUGAAAGUUCGGAUGCUACGACCAUGGUUCGGGAACUAUGAUUGUCUACGACUCGACAACCGUUUAUGACUGUCUCUAUUUUGCUUUUUCAUUAAUAAAAAACACGUGUGACGUGUGAUUUUUACGUUGCUAUUGUCUUCACUCCUGCCCAGGAAGUUCACUCCAAGCCCUUCAAUAGACGCUUGUGCUUCUAUCUAUUGUUGACCUGGUGUACUUAUGGGGGAUAGGAAUGUACUUUGCUUACUGG
Molecule: messenger RNA, 928 nt
Organism: Aspergillus glaucus CBS 516.65
Lineage: Eukaryota; Fungi; Ascomycota; Eurotiomycetes; Eurotiales; Aspergillaceae
Exons: 2
Coding region: 1-603 (200 amino acids)
Source: RefSeq, a predicted model, not a curated record